Tuber aestivum (summer truffle) is the source of this 1550-nucleotide messenger RNA. NCBI's taxonomy places the organism in Eukaryota, Fungi, Ascomycota, Pezizomycetes, Pezizales, Tuberaceae. The record is from the annotation of a GenBank genome assembly.
AGUUCACCAGCUCCCAAAACUCCUUCCUAUCCGUAAACGCCAUUAAAGGAACUCUCUCUCUCUCCCUCUGCGAUCACGAACAGAGCUCUGGCAUUUUCCCUUUUCCCUCUGUUUCCCGGCAUGAGAGUUCUCUCUGGUCUCGUCGCCUCCUUCGCAGGCGUCGCGGUAUCAUCGACAGUCAACGAGUUCCACCACCACCAUUCCGGUGAUGCAGCGUCGGUCUCGCCUGAGGAACUCGCUCUCACUUUAUCGGAGCAUUUAGGUGUUUCAAGGUAUCAUAAGUUGGGACCACAAGGGAACCUGCUGCGGCUGGAGCUGGAUGGGGGAAAGUCGAGGAUGUUUCAAGAACGGAUUGAGGAGGACUUCGUGCUCUCAAUCGCUGGAGCAUAUGGUAUUGGAGGUGUGCUUUCAAAGUUUCCAUUGCACCCGUUAUUUUUUUCCUUCUUAGUUUCUGUGGGUUAUUACGUAGCUGUCCCUGACAGAUUCCUCCCGGUAAACAGCUGCUCAACCCGAAGGCACACGGAUCGGUCUCAGGAACAUGCCCAAGGCGUCGGCAUUCGGCGAGUUAAUGGGUGUCUUCGUCCGGGAGAACCGCCAGUUUUUGGAGGCGGCUGUGCCAAGAGUUGUGGAUAUGUCGCCGUGGGGCGGAAUGUGCGUGGGUGUCUCUGAGGUACGGCUCAAGUGUCCCAACAGCCGGACCGCUGCUGAUUCUUGAAUAGAAUGAAAUCAGCCUUGACCCUAAGGAGUAUACACCCGCCGUUGAGGUUUCUGGGGGCGAUUACGGUACACCUUCGGAAGCAGCCGACCUUUUUAGGGAAUAUGGGAUCAUCAAAAAGAUCAUAGAGCGAGAUAUUAGGUCCUUGCCUGGACAGCAUAUCGCUUCCUGCCAUGUUGCAGGUGUAGAGGUUUGCAUAUCUCUCCCUCCAGGUGGUUUGCACAUUACUCAUGUUCAACAGAAAUACGUCGAGCGAUACGGCCCAGAGUCCAAACAGGCACUUAAUGCAGCACAACUCUACCUAUCGCUAAUUGAGGACAUCCCAGCGCAUAUCAGGUCUACCGUCCUCCUCCUCCCAGUAGCCAAAAGCAACACAGGUGUAGAUGCCUUCAAGAUAGAUCUCCACAAGGUAUACAAACGCUCCGAAGAGCCCCUUUCCCUCACCGCCCACUCCCCACCAUCCGCUGAGGCGACCUCCACUUCCCCUGGACACCCCAAAAUAAUCCUCGGCCCUAUCCCCCGCUGUUACCCUUCCCAAAACAGCUGCACGGGCGCAACGAAUGCCUGCUCCGGUCGCGGCGAGUGCGUGAAGUCGAGUUUCCCGACUGACUGCUGGGCCUGCCUGUGCAAGGGACCGGAUGGGAAGAAGACGGAUAAGUGGGCCGGGGCCGCGUGUCAGAAGGAGGAUAUUAGUGUUCCCUUCAACUUGUUUCUUGUGUUUGGCAUCGUCAUCAUCCUAGUGUCCAUCUGGGCUGUUGGGUUGCUGUACAGUAUUGGCGAUGAGCCACUGCCCAGUGUUCUCAGUGCGGGGGUUGCUCCGGCGAAGAGGGGGUAA